UCAAUUUUGAAUCUUACCUUUAUUUCUACCAGUCUUGUCACGACAGUAUUUGAAGAAGUGAAAUUCCAAAUAAAUACACAGAUUCACUACCUGAUAAUGAAGCUCCUCAGCAUCAGCGGAGUCACAAUGCUUUUCAGCAUUUUAGCGCCUGUAAAUUCGAUGGCGAUCGUAUCAGAUGCGCAGUUCCUUCCAGUGCCCCACCAUACUCAACCAUUCAGCUACUUAUGCCAAAAUCGUCGGAGGCACAACAAGAGUACUCUCGAGAACAAAGCCCGGAUAGGCAAACGAGGUUUAGAUGAUAAUAGGUUUUUUAAUGGAUACCCCGCAUAUUUUGAUGAAUUUAAUUACAAUAUCAACGGAGAUAAAUGGCUCUAUCCUAUUGACGACAACCAUGUCGAUUUUGUCGUAUUCACAAGAGACGCGCACGUGACGGGCGUAGUCUUUAGAGUGCCACUUGAUAAUGGCCGAUAUAGUUAUCACCCAUGUCAGCUGGAAUUUGUAAUUACCUCCUUAUUCAUAAUAUUGGCAUGA
Messenger RNA from Blumeria graminis f. sp. triticale, 531 nucleotides. NCBI's taxonomy places the organism in Eukaryota, Fungi, Ascomycota, Leotiomycetes, Helotiales, Erysiphaceae. The record is from the annotation of a GenBank genome assembly.